This is a messenger RNA of Telopea speciosissima, 1785 nucleotides long. Its product is annotated as non-specific phospholipase C3-like. NCBI's taxonomy places the organism in Eukaryota, Viridiplantae, Streptophyta, Magnoliopsida, Proteales, Proteaceae. Bases 1 to 1785 code for a protein of 594 amino acids. The record is from RefSeq and is a predicted model, not a curated record. Gene Ontology annotation, molecular function: hydrolase activity, acting on ester bonds. Gene Ontology annotation, biological process: phospholipid catabolic process. The transcript has 5 exons.
AUGCGGGCAUCUAGGGUGCACUGUAGUGUGGUCUUGAGAGCUCGAUAUAUGGAAGAAGCUUCAUCCAACGGUGCGAGUUCGAUGCAAGCUAGCUUACACUACUCUACUUCCUCUCUCUCUCUCUCUCUCUCUCUCUUACGUUCCUUGCACUCUCUUCUUCUCUCAUUCCUUCUCUUUAAAAACCAACCACCACCCUCGCCUGCAAAUCCACCCAAAAAACCAGCCAACCUUCCAACAAUGGCACCUGAACCAAACUAUCCUUACCCCAUCAAAACAGUCGUAGUUUUAAUCCAGGAGAAUCGCUCCUUCGAUCAUAUGCUAGGAUGGAUGAAAUCCCUCAACCCAGAAAUCGAUGGAGUCACAGGUAACGAGUCCAACCCAUUAUCCACCUCCGAUCCUAACUCCAAUCGAAUCUACUUCCGUGACCAAUCACAGUACGUUGAUCCGGAUCCAGACCACUCCUACCAAGGAAUCUACGAGCAAGUGUUCGGCGUGGCAUGGUCAGAAGAGAAUUCCGGCCAAAAUCUGGAACCAACGAUGCAGGGUUUUGCUAUGCAGGCUGAGCAGACACUGACGGGAAUGUCGGAAACGGUGAUGAAUGGGUUCACACCGGAUUCCGUACCGGUUUUUAAAGAACUGGUUUCCGAGUUUGCGGUUUGUGAUCGGUGGUUUGCGUCUAACCCGGCGUCGACUCAGCCGAACCGGUUGUUCGUACACUCGGGGACUUCGCAUGGUUUGACUAGUAACGAUACCCAUAUUCUGAUCGAAGGGCUGCCGCAAAAGACGAUAUUUGAUUCGUUGGAUGAGGCUGGAUUCUCUUUUGGGAUAUAUUAUCAGUACCCGCCUGCAACUCUCUUCUACAGGAACCUUAGAAAAUUGAAAUACAUAGGAAAGUUCCAUCAAUUUGAUUUGACAUUCAAGAAUGCCUGCAAGGAGGGGAAAUUGCCAAACUAUGUUGUGGUUGAACAAAGAUACUUUGAUUCCAAAAUACUACCAGGGAAUGAUGAUCACCCUUCCCAUGAUGUUUCAGAAGGUCAAAAAUUCAUCAAAGAAGUUUAUGAGGCACUCAGAUCUAGUCCCCAAUGGAAUGAAAUCUUGUUCAUAAUCACAUAUGAUGAACAUGGUGGCUUCUAUGAUCAUGUCCCUACUCCUGUAACUGGAGUCCCAAGCCCAGAUGGUAUUGUUGGUCCUGCACCAUAUUACUUCAAAUUUGAUCGUCUUGGCGUUCGUCUCCCUGCAAUCUUCAUUUCUCCAUGGAUUGAGCCAGGAACUGUGAUGCAUGAGCCUUCAGGGCCUUAUCCAACAUCCCAAUUUGAGCAUUCUUCCAUUCCAGCAGCGGUGAAGAAGAUCUUUAAUCUCAAGGACUUCUUAACAAAGCGUGAUGAGUGGGCUGGAACCUUUGAGACUCUACUGACAAGGACUACUCCAAGAACAGAUUGCCCAGUAACACUGCCAGAACCAGUAAGAAUGAGAGAGGCUGAAGCAAAUGAAGACGCGAAACUAAAUGAUUUUCAACAGAUAUUGGUGCAAAUGGCUGCUUCAUUGAAUGGUGAUCAUAGGAAUAAGGAAAUUUUUCCAGACCAGUUAGUAGAGAACAUGACAGUUGGAGAAGCUAUUAAGUAUUGUGAAGAUGCCUUCAAGAAAUUUUUAGAAGCAAGUGAACGUGCCAGAAGUCUUGGAGCCGACGAGUCUGAGAUUGUUGAGUGUUCUACUUAUAUAUCCCUUCAACAACCCUCCAGGACCUUUGUGAACAACUUGUUUAGUUGUUUCAAUUGUUUCAACUGA